UACCUGAUAUUGGAAUAACUAUAAAGAAGCAGAAGCCAGUUUCCAGGGAAGGAUGAUAAGAUCAAAACUAGCCCCGAAUAUCCUUCAAGCUGCCCACUCCAUAGGCCACAGCCAUCGAGCUACAUUCCAUCCUGCUCCUACCUGCCGCCUCCUCCGCCUCACACUCACCUCCGCAUCACGCCUGCACUCAGGCCCCCUCCUAAGUCGGCGAGCAGACCGCGAGCUCCCUUCGAUAAAGUCAGGUCGAACAUGGCUCCGCACCUUGCCAAUUUUCUUCGUCGUUGUUGGCGCCUCCAUGCUAGGAAUAUUCAAUUACCAGAAAUCCUCAUCCAGCAUAGUCAAUAGCACCCUCUAUGCGUUGCGAGUGUCGCCUAAGGGAAGAGAGCUUCUAGGCGAUGAGAUAUACUUUGCACAGAAAAUCCCAUGGAUUAGCGGAGAGAUGAAUCAGUUGCAUGGGCGAAUUGACAUCUCAUUUUGGGUUAAGGGGACAAAAGGCAAGGCGAAGAUGAGAUUCCAGAGUACCAGAGAUGGCAGGAAUGGUUAUUUUCAAACCAAUAACUGGAGUCUUACAUUGGAAGAUGGCACAAUAGUCUCACUAUUGGAUGCAUCUCAAGGAGAUCCUUUCCGAUCUGUGAUGUCUGGAGACACUACUACUGAUUUGAAGACAUCGAUAUGAAAAGAAAAAAAUGUAGCCGAAUAUCUACAAUUGGUAAAUACGUAUAUCAAGGAUAUUUUAUCCGUGCAUAAUUAAAGUUUUUUUGACAAUGAAAGCCGGGGUAGAAGCGCCCGUUGCAGACCAACUCCUUGUGCG
Messenger RNA from Histoplasma capsulatum G186AR, 811 nucleotides. Its product is annotated as cytochrome oxidase assembly. The transcript has 3 exons. Bases 53 to 676 code for a protein of 207 amino acids. The record is from RefSeq and is a predicted model, not a curated record. Lineage: Eukaryota; Fungi; Ascomycota; Eurotiomycetes; Onygenales; Ajellomycetaceae. Gene Ontology annotation, biological process: mitochondrial respiratory chain complex IV assembly. Gene Ontology annotation, cellular component: mitochondrial inner membrane.